GUGGGCUGUGGGUGGGGGGGCCAGGCCUCCUCCCUGGCGCCUCGGGCGGUUCCAGCGCUGGAGCUGUUGAGAAGCCAGAUGGGGGCUGAGGACGCACCGCUGGACCGCGGGGUCCUAACCCUCCUCUCCUGCGGUCCCGGGGCGCCCUGGGCGGGGGCCCCGUUUCUUCCCGCACCCUCCCUUCCGUGGGGGCCAUACCACACGCAGCCCGGGCUCCUGCCCCGCCCCAGCCCGGAUCCCAGGCCGCAGGCCGGGCCGGACCGGCCGCCGGGAGGGGCUUCGGCUGGCGGCCCGGACCCUGGGGCGGCCCGAGGCGCCGGGGCGGUGCUGCACCGGCCGGGACGCGGGCCACGGAGGCCUCGGGCGGAGGAGGCCGGAAAGGAGGCCAGGCGGCGGGAAAGGGGGAUGAUUCAUCCGGAGGAGCCCGAAUUGGAAACGCCGCAACCUGGGAGCAGCCUCGUCCGGGGCCGAGGGGAGCGCCCGGAGGGAGUCCCGGACAAGGCCGAGCCCGGCCCCGCAGCCCCGGCCGCCCGCCCGCCGCAGCCUGGCUGCGGGGGGAGGGGCGGCCUCUACUGCGCGGAGCUGAGAGAAAUCCUGGCCGGGUCUGCGCCGGUCGAGAGCGCCCGGACGACGGCGAGAUGACGGCCGGGAGUCCCGGAGACCGCGGGGAGGUGCGGAGGAGCCCCGAGGGCCGCGUCUCACGCCUGGGCCGCCGCCUGGGCCGCCGCCGGCGCCCGCGCUCCCCUCCCGAGCCUCUGCGGGUGCGGGCGCGGCUGCGGUUGCGCUCGCCGUCGGGGGCGUUCGCGGCGCUGGGAGCGCUCGUGGUCCUGGUGGGCAUGGGCAUCGCGGUGGCCGGCUACUGGCCGCACCGCGCCGGGGCCCCGGGGCCCCGAGCUGCCAAUGCCAGCGCGCCCCCCGUGAGCGAGCUGCGGCGCGAGGGUCGCGGGGCCGGCCGGGCGCACGGCCCACACGAGCGGAUGCGGCUCCUCGGGCCCGUGGUCAUGGGCGUCGGCCUGUUCGUGUUCAUCUGCGCCAACACGCUGCUCUAUGAGAACCGCGACUUGGAGACGAAACGGCUUCGCCAGGACGUGCUGCGGGCUCAGGCGCUCCGGCCCCCCGACGGCCCUGGCUGGGACUGCGCCCUCCUUCCCAGCCCCGGGCCCAGGACUCCCGGAGCCGUAGGCUGUGUGGAACCAGAGAGCUGGGACUUGUCCCCGCGUCGGGGUACCUCCCCUGUCCCCUCGGUGCGGAGUCUGCGUUCAGAACCUGCUAAUCCUCGCUUGGGGCUGCCUGCCCUGCUUAACAGUUACCCGCUGAAGGGCCCGGGGCUGCCCCCACCUUGGGGUCCACGGACCCAGACUGGCCAUGUGAUUAUCACCGUGCAGCCCUCGGGUUCCGGCAUCGAACACUCCAAGUCUCUGGAUCUGGGCCUCGGAGAGCUCCUGCUUGGGGCACCCGCAGCUCGGGACGGUGCUCACCGAAGCUGGCCCCGGCUGGACCGCCUCAGUCUGGAGGGUUAUACCAAGUUGGGAGGAGGAGGGGGCUUUGGGGCUCCGGUUUGAGGAGCAGGGGGCAGCCUGUGAGGCUGCAGCAUGGACCAUAGUCAGAGGACCAGGAGUCCCAACGACUAGUAGAUGCUUGUCACAUCCCAACCAGGGGAAUGGAUGCUCUGGCCCCAGCAGCUGCUAAGGCAUCCUGACUUGCAUGUCGGCAGAGAAAUGCCACCUGCACAGGGUUCAAUAAGCUGGAAAGUGUUUGAAUGUGAACUUGAGACCAGCAUGACUCGGCCUCAGGAUUCCUUCAGCCUCCCAAGUGGCCUUAGCCCUGAACAGGUACCUGAGGAGGCUGAAGUCCAGGCCAGGGCGACGGGGAGAUGCACCUGGUGUCUUGGCAAACGCCAGUGGUGGGCAGGAACCCCUAAGACUUGGAAGGUAGGUUGCGAUGUUACAGGUUGGGACAGGCUCCCUCCAAGGUGGCACUGGUGAUGGGGUUUGGGCCUCCAGGAAGAGGGGCAAUGGGGUACAGUUCUGACCCUUCACUGCCAUCUGGGAUGGGGACUGAGCCUUUAACUCCCACCACCUCAAUCCCUUUCUUCCCUCAGCCAUGCAGGGUAUAUGUAUCCUCCUAGGGCUACAGACUGCCAAUGCCUCAUGCUGAGGGCCUGGCCCUCCCAAGCAGGUCUGAGAAGCCCCCUUCUCCCUGUCCUGGUCUAUGCUGCAAAAUCUCCCUUCACUGGGCAAAGGCAUUUGCCAAUUCUCAGAAACGUUUUUAUACAAUAUUGAAGCUGCAUUUUGGCCAAUGUGGGUAACUUACUUUUUAGCAAGAGGGGAAGAUAACUUUAAAAGUUGAUCAGUCCUCACAGAUUCAGUCCUUUUUUUUUUUUUUUUGAAGUUUAUUGAAAAAUGCAGUACAAGAAGCAAGACCAAACACG
Eptesicus fuscus (big brown bat) is the source of this 2431-nucleotide messenger RNA. RefSeq names its product transmembrane protein 200B (gene TMEM200B). Lineage: Eukaryota; Metazoa; Chordata; Mammalia; Chiroptera; Vespertilionidae. Bases 639 to 1562 code for a protein of 307 amino acids. The record is from RefSeq and is a predicted model, not a curated record. The transcript has 2 exons.